GCAGUUUGGUUCAAGUAUGUGACCCCGAAGCGGAGUAUCUCCAGGCUGUUUUGGCAGGUGGAGCCGCAAUCUCCAAUCAUCCCAGGCGCUUCUCCGCACCUGGCCGUCCUGUGACGGACAUGAAUGGCAAAUCAAUCACUGGGUGUCUCAAGGCGAUAACAUAUCAUGGGACACCACCUUGCCCCUUGAUCAUUUACUUCUAUCGGUGCGUCAGGGGCAUAAACCCAACAAUUUUACAGCCCUACGUUCAGCAGACGAUCCAUCAUCUCUCUGAGUUCGACAAGCAGAAGCAAAUAGCUGGGGAUCGAUCUUCGAAUACAUGCUGGCCGGGAUUUGUCGCAGCGUGUAAAGCCAUUGAACCUCAGACACGACAGGCCUUCAUUAGAUGGCUAGAACGAUCUGGUGAGGGCACCGGCAUCCGUAUGUUCAAUGUAGCCCUCGAAGCUGUCCGGAGUUAUGGCACGUUCGAGGCCUCCCUGGAAUGCAGAGCAUUCCGUGGACUCGGAUCCUGGGAAGAUCCGGUGAGCUACGGGUGCUGGUGUUGAGUUAACCCAGAACGAGUACCCGCGACACCCCUUAUCUUGCUAACAGCGCCCAUGGUUUAGCAGCAAUCAACUGAAAAGAUCUGAAUUCCGCUUGGCUGAUCAGCGAUAAGUCACGAGCGAGUCGGAUCGACCGCUGCUUGCCUCUUAUCAGUGC
Molecule: messenger RNA, 699 nt
Organism: Aspergillus welwitschiae
Lineage: Eukaryota; Fungi; Ascomycota; Eurotiomycetes; Eurotiales; Aspergillaceae
Exons: 2
Coding region: 120-545 (141 amino acids)
Source: RefSeq, a predicted model, not a curated record